CAAAACGUCCACCAUGCCCGCCCCGGCCCCCCCACCAGGCUACGUCCACGUAUGCAAGCUUAAGGACACACUCUCUCACACGCGCUUCCACCUGUCGCUGCGUACACUCUCGACGCCAGCGACAUAUCACCGGCUUCUGCUGUUCCGGAUCACCAAGCCAUGCGACGACGAGGGCGCCGCAGAGCUGUAUUGCAUGGAGGAGGCCUGUCCGCACCUCGGUGCGCCCCUGAGCCACGCCGAGAUUGAGGUGGACGACAUCGAAGACACACGGGCGGUUGUCUGUCCGUGGCACCAGUACGACUUUGACCUCCGCGAUGGCACGAGCUCCACGGGCCUCAAGACGUGCACAUAUGACGUGGUCCUGGACGGAGAAGGGCACGAGGCCGGUGUAUGGGUCGAGGCGCCGCACAUCGAGGGAGACUUGGACUGGGAGACGAUUGAAUUCCGUGGUGUGAGCGAGGAAUUCGCCGACCCCCCGCCUCUGACACUGAAAGACCUGACCCUUGAAGUACCCCCAGCAGCACCCUCGCUCUCCCCCGAUGCACCCAUCACCCCCGUGACUCUUCCUGACAACUUGCCGGACUCGCUGCUGGAUUUUGCGCACCUGGUCCUGGCGACGCCGGAGCCAGGGAUGAAGUGCGCAUUGACGCGCGAAGCCGUGUCUCGCAUGCGGGCGGGUAAGCUAAAGUCAAUCCGGCCGAGCAAAGCGGAGAUUGCACGGGCGCGGAAGAACGGUGGGCUGCUGGACAAGCCGCCACGGUUGCAGGAAGCCGUGCGACCGUGGCAGACGAGCAAACGCGGGAAGGGAGGAUCGGAGAAGUCACGCAUUGUGAUGAUUCACGCCCUCGCCAAUAUUGAGCAGUACGCGAUCGACCUGGCAUGGGAUAUUAUCGCACGCUUUGCCGACACAGAGAUCGAGGGCCAGCGGCUGCCAGUUGAGUUUUUCCUCGACUGGGCCAAGGUCGCCGAGGACGAGGCCAAGCACUAUUCCCUCCUGGCUCGGCGGCUGCAUGAAAUGGGCUCCUACUUCGGGGCUCAUUCCGUGCACGCAGGUCUGUGGGACUCGGCAAUGGACACGGCGGACUCACUGCUCGCGCGAAUCGCGGUCAUUCACCUCGUUGCAGAAGCGCGGGGCGUUGAUAUGAACCCUCUCACGUUGGCGCGGUUACGGACGCACGGCGACACCCGCUCUGCAGAGAUUCUUGAGAUCAUCCAUGCUGAUGAAAUUACUCACGUCACAGCUGGGCACCGAUGGUUCUCAUGGAUCUGCGGCAAACGCGACAUCGACCCCAUCCAGCAGUUCCGUCACGAGGUGCGCACCAACUUCCACGGCGAUCUCAAAGGUCCGUUCAACACCGCGGACCGCGCCAAGGCUGGCCUCACCGAGGAGUAUUACACCGACCUCAAGGGACACGGUGUGUCGCGGCAUGCUGCGUAUGCCGGCUCGGGCCCCGGCGAGGGCGACACACACAUGCACCCUCGGCUCACCUAGAUAGAUUGUAGAGCUGCUCCACCUCCACGUAUGCCACAUGCUGCAGCGACCUUUUUUGCGUUGUCGACCUCGCUUAUGAUGCUCAACGUCUCGGCGGCUCGGCGCCCAGAACAAGAUCUGUUCCUAUGACGAGGGCCACACGCCCGCGCCACCCACGCCCGAAAGCUUACGGCAUUGCCGGCAUGACCCGGCUUCGAUCUUCGCCGAGCCCUUGAACACCGCAUCGCACCUGUUUCGCGACAUCCCCGAGCCACGUCACGCAGCCUGGAACAUCCCCUGAUGUAUCAAUGGCGUCGGCUGCACUGCUUCCAGCUGCAAGCCUUUGCAAUGGGCACUGCAACAGGCUUAAA
Molecule: messenger RNA, 1842 nt
Organism: Cutaneotrichosporon oleaginosum
Lineage: Eukaryota; Fungi; Basidiomycota; Tremellomycetes; Trichosporonales; Trichosporonaceae
Molecular function (GO): 2 iron, 2 sulfur cluster binding
Source: RefSeq, a predicted model, not a curated record